CAACCAGACAACCAUCCAAAGCAUCAAGGCACCCAUCCAUGUUCGCCCUCAACAAGCAGGCAACCAUGCUCGCAGCACGGAGGACCAUGGCCACAGCAGCACAUGGCAGUGCAGCCUCUUCCUUCGCAGUCCGCAAGCAGGCAGGCAUCCUCGUCGCUUCCCGCGAUGAUGGCAGGCCAACCACAUCCCUCUCCGUCGUGAUCCGCGCAGGAUCCAGGUUCGAGAGCAGCCCAGGUGUCGCACACCUCCUCGAGAAGUUUGCAUUCCAGAGCACAGAGAAGCGGUCGGCUUUACGCAUUACUCGCGAGGCAGAGCUCAUUGGAGCGACACUCUCAUCCCAAAUCACCCGCGAGCACAUCAUUCUCGGGGCCCAGUUCCUCCGCGAAGACCUGCCAUACUUCACCCAACUGCUCGGCGAGGUCUUGGCUCACACAAAAUACACCCACUACACCUUACCCGAGAGUGUCUUGCCCCUAGCUCAAGUUGAGUACAAGGCCUCUCAACACUCCCCUCCUGCUCUGGCUGCUGAUACAUUGCACCAGCUUGCCUUCCGUCGUGGUCUUGGAAACCCAUUGCUCGCUACACCCACUGUACCCGUCUCCACUGAGCAGGUGGCAGCCUACGCAAAGCAAUCUUACGUCAAGGAGAACAUUGCCAUUGUGGCUACAGGUGUAGACCAAGCUCGACUCGACCAACUCGUCUCUGAGCACUUUAGCAGUGUUCCCUCCGGUGCGCAGGCACAAGUUUCUGAGAGCAAGUACUUUGGAGGUGAAGCGAGACUUCCUUACAGGUCAAGCAUUGGACACUUUGCCAUUGGCUUCCCAGGCGCAGCUGCCUCACCACACGUCCCAGCCGAGAUGGCAGUGUUGGGUGCAUUGCUCGGUGGAUCGAGCAGUAUCAAGUGGUCACCGGGAAACUCCAUCCUAGGUCAAGCUGCAGCGUCGGUGAGUCCACAAAUCAAGGCACUCGCCAACCAUGGCACGUACACCGAUACAGGGCUCUUUAGCAUUUACAUCAUGGGACCUACCGCACAGAUCCCUCAGGCAGCCAAGGCUUCCGUCAAUGCACUCAAGCAGAUUGCCUCCAAGGUCAGUGCUGAAGACUUGAAGCGUGCCAUUGCUCAAGCCAAAUUUGCCGCGUAUGCAGCGGCUGAGGAGCGGACUCUGUCUGCUGAGGCCGUUGGACGGUCAUUGUUGGCAGAAGGUAAGGCGCCUGCUGUUGAAGAGACCGUGCAGGCAUUGGAGAAGGUGACGGCGGACAAGGUGCAAAAAGCGGCCAAGAAGUUGCUUGACAACAAGCCUUCAGUGGCCGCUAUUGGUGAGACGCACAAGAUGCCAUUCUUUGAUGAGCUCUAAAGUCAAAAUACAGGAUCACAAUUAGAGAUUAGGCCUAGUUGCUGUAGCUAGGUAAUCAAACUACCUCAUGGAAACAUC
This is a messenger RNA of Protomyces lactucae-debilis, 1433 nucleotides long. Its product is annotated as Metalloenzyme, LuxS/M16 peptidase-like protein. Gene Ontology annotation, cellular component: mitochondrion. The transcript is spliced from 2 exons. The record is from RefSeq and is a predicted model, not a curated record. Gene Ontology annotation, molecular function: metal ion binding. NCBI's taxonomy places the organism in Eukaryota, Fungi, Ascomycota, Taphrinomycetes, Taphrinales, Protomycetaceae. Bases 39 to 1355 code for a protein of 438 amino acids.